This is a messenger RNA of Striga asiatica, 852 nucleotides long. The record is from the annotation of a GenBank genome assembly. Lineage: Eukaryota; Viridiplantae; Streptophyta; Magnoliopsida; Lamiales; Orobanchaceae.
AUGGUUGAAUGGUGCUGGAUGAUCUUUGUCUACAUAAGCACUGAUAAGAGAACCAUAUUUAGGCAGUGGGAAUAUCUUGAAUCUUGUAAGAGUCAGUGGGGACCAUGUUGGGUGAUUGCUGGAGAUGAAUCUUGUAAGAUGGGGACCAUGUUGGGUGAUAUCUCUAGUAACUAUGAGAAGAGAGGUGGAAUCCCUAGAAGUGCUGCAAGCUUUAUACCAUUCAAUCAAUUCAUAUUUAGGAUGGAGAUGUGUGAGAUGGAUCAAAAAGGCUCUUUCUUUACAUGGGGUAAUAAUAGGUCCAGUGGUGACUAUAUUGAGGAAAGGUUUGACAAAGUGUUUGUCUCUUUUGAGUGGAUGGCCAGAUUUCCAAAUAUGGAGGUGUCAAACUUCUUCAAGACUGCAUCUGAUCACAAUGUCAUAAUGUUUGACACUGAGAAAGAUUCACUCAGGCACCACAGAAGGUUUCAGUUCAAUAGUCACUGGCUUAAACUGGAGGGGAUUCAAGAAGCUGUGGAAGUAGGUUGGCAGGGAAUGGUAGAGGGUACUACUAUGUACCAGGUAAAUAUUAUCAUCAGAAAUGGUGCCAAUACUUCAAUUUCUGAAUGCUUUUGGGUGUCUGGGUUAAAUGGAAGUGCUCCCAAGCUGACAGCAAAUAUAAAUGGUAGUGCAUUCUGGGUGAAAGAUUUGCUUAUAGCUGGUGGUGUUCAGUGGGAUUCAAUCCUGAUAAGAGCCAUUUUUUCAGAGGUACAUGCUUCCUUGAUUAUGCAGAUAAAAUCUCUGAAUCCUCAAAAGGCAGACCAGUGGAACCGUUCAUUUCUGGGGAAGGGAAAAUUUUCUGUGAAAAAAGCUUAC